AUGGGUUUAAAUAUCAAACCUGUUGUCAAGGUGACAGUUGCCGGGCAGACGAAGAGGACCCGAAUACGAAAAGGAAACAACCCCUAUUUUGAUGAGACAUUUUUCUUUAACUUCUUCGAAUCUCCAGCUGAUCUCUUUGAUGAACCUGUUUUCCUUACGAGGUUUUAGACUCCCGCUCCCUCAGGACAGACUCCGUUGUUGGAGAAUUUCGGAUGGAUGUCGGGAUGAUUUACGGAGAGCUAAAACACGCUUUCCUGAAAAAGUGGUUGUUACUGUCCGAUCCAGAGGACUUCUCUGCUGGGGCAAAAGGUUAUCUGAAGGUCAGCCUGUUUGUGCUGGGCCCUGGGGAUGAAUGUCCGGUGGAGAAGAAGGAAACUGUAGAAGACAAGGAAGAUAUUGAAGGGAACUUGUUGAGGCCGGCUGGGGUGGCCCUUCGUGGAGCUCACCUGACUCUCCGGGUGUUUCGUGCAGAGGAUCUGCCACAGAUGGAUGAUGCUGUCCUUGAUAACGUCAAGCAGAUCUUCGGCAUGGACAGUAACAAGAAGAACCUGGUAGACCCGUUUGUAGAAGUGGGUUUUGCAGGAAAAACUUUAUGCAGCAAGAUUCUGGAAAAGAACGCCAACCCUCAAUGGAGCCAGAGCAUCACGUUACCCAUACGGUUCCCGUCCAUGUGUGAGAAGAUGAGGAUUCGUCUUCUUGACUGGGACCGCCUGACCCACAAUGACAUUAUUGGAACCACUUACUUGAACAUGUCCAAGAUCUCAGCUCCUGGGGGGGGGAACUGGAAGAUGAGGCUCCGGGCUCAGCGACUGCAGUACUUAACAUUGAUGACAGUCUGGGUUUUCUUCCCACCUUUGGACCCUGCUAUGUGAACCUGUACGGCAGCCCCCGAGAGUUUACUGGCUUCCCGGAUCCCUAUGAAGAGCUCAAUAUGGGCAAGGGAGAAGGUGUAGCGUACCGUGGACGCAUCCUGCUGGAACUGGAAAGCAAGCUGGUAGAGCACACGGAGCAGAAAGUGGAGGACAUUUCUU
Messenger RNA from Staurois parvus, 1031 nucleotides. The record is from the annotation of a GenBank genome assembly. NCBI's taxonomy places the organism in Eukaryota, Metazoa, Chordata, Amphibia, Anura, Ranidae.